Aspergillus novofumigatus IBT 16806 is the source of this 615-nucleotide messenger RNA. Its product is annotated as DUF3759 domain-containing protein. The record is from RefSeq and is a predicted model, not a curated record. Lineage: Eukaryota; Fungi; Ascomycota; Eurotiomycetes; Eurotiales; Aspergillaceae. The transcript has 3 exons. Bases 1 to 393 code for a protein of 130 amino acids.
AUGGCCUGGGGCUGGGAGCAAUCCGACGAGGCUCACCGUGAGGUGUACGGCGAGCGCAGACACGAGAGCAGCCUGUCUCACGAGCUCAUUGCUGGAGCUGCCUCGUUUGCCGGCAUGAAGGCUUGGGAGGACCACCAGCGCCAGGAGGGCAAGCCUGUAAGCCACGCUUUCGCCAAGGAGGCCCUGGCAGGGUUUGUCGGUGCUGAGGUCGAUAAACUCAUCGAAACAAAGGGACUUGAUGAGGCGGAUAAGAUACGCGCUCGUCGUCAUGCUAAGGAAAAUGCUGAACGCAUGUACGAUGAGCACUACAUCGGCCGACAGGGUGCCCCAGAGUACGACCCAGGUCGCUACCCGCCCCACGAGCGCUUCGACCGCCCUGUCGACCGUUGGUAAAUGCUUUUCCGUACGGGACGGCUAGACAACGUGUACAUAGGUUAGAUAACAGUGAUGAUGGAUGAUGGCCAUGAAUUGAAUAUCUCUGUAUGUAUGCUUGCUGAAAAUGGACAAGUUGCUCUCACACUUUCAUAGAUGAUCAUUAUUAAUAGUGUCGCUCCAUGACGCAACUCGGAAGAAAAACAACAGUCAAUGUCGUUGAGUGACGCCACCAGUCUUGGC